AUGGCAUGUGAUCUAUCCUACAGCUAUGCAACUACUCCCAAGCCCGUUCCGAGCGAAGCCACCAUCUUGGCAUCCGAGGAAAGCAUAUGCACGGAUCACAUGGUUGUUGCCACAUGGAAACACAGCGUUGGGUGGUCCAAGCCGGAGCUGAAGCCCUACGGUCCGCUUAGUCUACCACCAACUGCUUCAUGUCUACACUAUGCUACCGAAUGUUUUGAGGGGCUCAAAGCCUACCGUGGCCACGAUGGCAAACUACGUGUCUUCCGCAUCGACCAGAACGCUGCUCGGCUGAGAACCUCUGCGGUCCGAAUUUCUUUGCCGCCGUUCGAACCUGAAGAAGUCAAAAAGCUGAUACUCAGUCUGUUGACUACAGAUGCAGAUCGCUGGCUUCCCAAGGAAAAGGCUGGUGACUUCCUUUAUAUUCGCCCGACUAUCAUUGGCACUUCAGCUCAACUUGGCGUCCAGGCACCGAAGGAAGCAAUGUUAUUCAUUGUUCUAGCCUACAUGCCUCGUCUCGACAUACCGGCGGGAGGGUUACGCCUGUACUCGUCUCCAGAGGACGCGGUGCGAGCCUGGGCUGGAGGCUUCGGGUAUGCAAAGAUCGGAGCAAAUUAUGGCCCUUCUGUGAAGGUCCACCAGGAAGCGACCACACGAGGCUAUCACCAAGUCCUGUGGCUAUAUGGCCAAGAUCGCCAGUGUACCGAAGCCGGAGGCUGUAACUUCUUCGUUGUGUGGAGGCGCAAGGACGGUAAGACGGAGCUAGUCACCGCACCCUUGGAUGACAAGACAAUCCUGGAUGGCAUCACGAGGCGAAGCUGCUUGGAGGUGACAAAGGAAAGACUCGGUAAGGAGGUUGAAGUGACGGAGCGCAAUUUCACAAUCACAGAAAUCAUGGAAGCUGCCGCUGAAGGACGUCUUCUUGAGUCAUUUGCUGCAGGCACUGCUUAUUUCAUUUCUGCUGUUUCCCGGAUCCAUUACCAAGGAAAGGAUAUUGAAGUACCCAUGGGCAAAAGCGGAAUGGGCGGGAACACCACGACAGUACUCAAGCAGUGGCUCGCCGACAUCAUGUAUGGGGAGACGGAGCACCAGUGGGCCACAGUUGUGCCAACGCGUGCUUGA
Molecule: messenger RNA, 1119 nt
Organism: Fusarium sp. VM40
Lineage: Eukaryota; Fungi; Ascomycota; Sordariomycetes; Hypocreales; Nectriaceae
Source: the annotation of a GenBank genome assembly